Molecule: messenger RNA, 606 nt
Organism: Alternaria ethzedia
Lineage: Eukaryota; Fungi; Ascomycota; Dothideomycetes; Pleosporales; Pleosporaceae
Exons: 1
Coding region: 1-606 (201 amino acids)
Molecular function (GO): protein binding
Source: RefSeq, a predicted model, not a curated record
AUGGUGGAUAUCAAUCGUAGAGACGCUUCCGGCCGAGCACCAAUACACAUCGCCAGUGAGUCUGGAAAGAUCGGCAUCGUAGAGCUCCUACUCCACCACACACAAAUCGAUGUAAAUCUCACUAUUGAGGGACGGCAUUGGCAGCGCGGCCAAUCUGCCAUAAUCAUCAUCGAGAGAUCAUUUUACGGGUACUGGCAACGUCACAAGGAAGAGCGUGCUUACACAAGAGAUCUUUUGCUAGCCCAUGGUGCAAGGACUGCAUCGCGCCAUCGAACAGAUAACAUGAACAAGGUCGUUCUCCCAUCCUCAGAUAUGGAUAUGGUGGGAAAUGUCCAACACUCGUCUGAACACAGCGAAGACCUCAGAAGGAAGAACCAUGCGUCAUGGGCUUCAGUCGUUGGAAUUCAUGAUAGUGGUGGCGGACCUGGAGCAACGAACGUGGAAGACAAGCAUACAAUUGGCGACAUCAUCCCAAUCGAUCUGGACGAUUCAAUGGUGGAAGACCCUGACGCGAUAUUCGAGGAGUGGAUGUGCUUUGACGACGAAGAACCGUCCGACAAUAACAACAGCUUGGAGAUGUGGGAGCGAGAGAUGUCCCUUGAGUAG